Messenger RNA from Nicotiana tabacum (common tobacco), 2832 nucleotides. NCBI's taxonomy places the organism in Eukaryota, Viridiplantae, Streptophyta, Magnoliopsida, Solanales, Solanaceae. The record is from RefSeq and is a predicted model, not a curated record.
UGUAAAGGAGGCAAACUAAAGAAAUGCCUUGUAAAGAAAGCAGCCUAAACUAUAAGUUUAAAGAUUAGCAGAUCAUGAUGUAAUGAAGCAUCUAGUGUCCCCAAAAGAAGACAUUCUCUAGGUAAAAUGUUAUUUUAGAUCAAGAAUGUGACGCUCAUCAUCAAGAAAUGUCCCUAUGACAAGAAAAAUAGAUCACUUAAAUCUUCCAUGACUUGCUUUUCUUGUUCUAUUUUUUAUUUUUGUGGCUCAUCUUUCUGGAAAGGCUUAUAGUUGAAGCAAAUAUUAAUGGUGGUGUCCAUACUAGUCACCUAAUAACACUCUGGCAUGCUCCAAAAGGUCUAAGCUGUCCUCUAAAGCUUCUUAGCUAUUAGCAUGUGAAUAUCUCUGUUGUCAUCAUCACCAUGGUAUUGAUGUUUUUUGGACCAUAAUUUUUCACUUUGUACAUACUAUAAUCUUUGCACUUGUCUCUGGAAAACACAAAAAAAGAGAAUCUGAAUCACAUUUUUAAUGCAGGAGUUGGAUAGUUAGAGUAUGGUAAAUGAGAUGGGGAACACAAAGUCAUCAGAAGCAGAGAAUGCUGCAGUUGACGCUCAACAAAAAGGAGAAGCUGCUGGCAAUGAAAAUGGUGUUAAAGAAGAAAACAACGUAAUUUCUGAAGGUGAAAGUAAAGAUUAUCAUGAGAAAGCUGCAGCUUUGCCUACUUAUGACCUUGAGAACUUUGAAGAUGGCAAAGCAGAUGAAUAUAAGAGAGAGACACAGCAUAAGCAUCCUUUUCCAUGUACAGGAUUUCAAACAGCUGCAAAUGAUUUAGUGAGUGAAAUCACUAAUAUUGAAACACAUAAUUUUGAUCAACCUCUGGAGUCAGUUUUGGAGGGGAAGGAUGAUCCUCAUGACCAACCAUGUAACCAGAAAGGUGAGGCAGAAGGAAGUUUACCUCAUGAUGAAGUUUUAAAUACUGAUCCAGGUGAAUCCUCAAGUGUUGCCAAUGAGACAGUAGAAGAAUGCAUCAUAUCAUCAUCACUUGAGGAACAAGAAACAACAAAGAAUGGAAGAUCAGACCAAAAUGAAGAUAAAACUCAGCUGAUCAACUCUGAACUUGCACUUGCAGAUAAGGGAAUUGUUUCUGAUACUGAUGAUCAAAGAGACGAUUCCUUGGUGAGAGAAAUGGCUGCCUCAGCAGAUGGAUCAAAUGAGGAAAAACAUGAGCUUAUGAGUGCUGAAAAUCAGGUUGAAAAUGGUUUCUCAAAUGGAGGUGAUUGGGAUGAAAUUCCUAAAGUGGAGUCCAGUCAAAUCGAUGCUACAGUUUCACUGUUGACAGAUAUUCCACUGAGUACUCCAUCGAGUUCGUUGGCAGCAGUUAUUGAGCCAGAAGACAAAUGUGCGGUUCAUACUCCAGAGAGUAAAUUGAUAUCAAACGAAUCGGAUAAUGCUGUAAAGGAAUGCGAUCUGAAGAAAACUGAGUCAUGUAUGCAGGCAGUGCAUGAAAUGCAGAUUGACAACGUAGCUUCUUCAAUUGAAUCACACCCCAAAGAGGCUACAGAGGAAAAACUAUCAGGAAACAACACUAGUACUGAUAUUGUAAUGGAUUAUUCAAUUAAGGAGGAUGACAUAAACGUUCGACCUGAUAUUCUUCAUUAUGAUCACACGCCACCAGUAGAAAUGGGACUGCACCCUACAAAAUUCUUUGGAACAGCUACUAAUCAUGAAGAAGAGAGCUCAACAGAAAAUGGUCUUCUUUAUAAAGCAAAGGGAGGAGUUGAGAAGUAUAGUAGAAAGGAAAUAAUGGAGAAGUGCAUAUUGCAGUUGGGGUCAUCAAAACUGGAAAAUGGUGUCGAUAUCGCAUAUGCAGAAGGAAGAAUGCAGGGGUUUGAGUCGGUUGAGGAUAAAAAAGAAUGCAAUGCAGCCUUGACAGAACAGAAUAGCUGUGAAUUUGUUAUCACUGAGGACUCUGGUGUUUUUGAACUCAAGACAUCAGAAAAAGGGAUAACGAAAAUUGCAGCUUUUCCUGAGUCAGGAAUUGCACAGAAUGUUCAGCCAAGUCUUGAAGCAUUAGCAUUUUCCAAUGAAAAAUGUGCCGAUGAUCAAAUGGUGCCAAGUUUUCAUGAUGAAACUCUUUCCAAAGCAACAGAGAGUAUUGGAAGGUUAAGCCUCGAAUCGAUCCCAGAUAAAUCAAACGAUGGAAUUGAGCUUCGAAAGUCGCCAAGCUUUGAUUUUGGUGUCCCUUUUCAUAGAAGAUCUUUAGAAUCAGAUCAAACUCCACUUCUCUGUCCUGAGAAGAUUCCUACAAGAAGCUCAUCAGUUAGCUCCAAUGCAAAGUUCUCAAACUCAUUAGACUACGGGUCAGUAGCAGUCGAAGAGAAGACUAUUAGAAUGGAAAGAAGUGAUUCUGAAGCUCCUCUUUUAGGCUUGUUGAAGAAUGGAGAAAAUGGUGAUCCGAAGGUUACACCUGAAACACAGCAGAACCAUGUUGCUGUUAUGAAAGGAGAGGAAUUGCAGACUUCACAAGCAAAGGAAACUUCUCUAACUUCACCAAAGGGGAGCGGAAAACGCAGGGCCAGACCAUCUUUCUUCAGCACUUGCAUAUGCUGCACAGCAGCCACUCAUUAUUGAACAGACUCAAAAAGAUAUUUGUUUUGUGUUUUGAUUCUUUUUCAUAAUUGAUUGGUUUUUCACCAUAUUAAAGGUAUUUUCAUGUGGCAUUUUUCAUCACAAUGGAGUGUUGAGAGCAUGCAUAAUCUGUAAGAUACUGAAAAAAGGGUGUGAGAGUGAGCUAGCCUGAAUGUCUGAGUGAUGAUUAUAAGUUAUACUUGCCGUUUUGUUUUUCCUCUUUUG